This is a messenger RNA of Cercospora beticola, 730 nucleotides long. RefSeq names its product 60S ribosomal protein eL33 (gene RPL33B). Lineage: Eukaryota; Fungi; Ascomycota; Dothideomycetes; Mycosphaerellales; Mycosphaerellaceae. The record is from RefSeq and is a predicted model, not a curated record. Gene Ontology annotation, cellular component: ribosome; cytosolic large ribosomal subunit. Gene Ontology annotation, molecular function: structural constituent of ribosome. Gene Ontology annotation, biological process: ribosomal large subunit biogenesis; cytoplasmic translation.
AAUCGAAUUAACGACGCAGCGCAUCUCCCGACUUCUGCGGACGAUAGCGACGACAAAACACCCAGCGAGCCCACCCAGAACACCGCCAACAUGUCCGAAUCACAGGGUCACCGUCUUUACGUCAAGGGCAAGCACCUUUCGUACCAGAGGGGCAAGCGCACCACCAACCCAAACACAUCGCUCAUCAAGGUUGAGGGCGUCGACGACCCAAAGGCCGCAUCUUUCUACCUGGGCAAGCGCAUCGCAUACGUCUACCGCGCCAAGAAGGAGGUUAGAGGAUCUAAGAUCCGUGUCAUCUGGGGCAAGGUCACGCGGACACACGGCAACUCCGGUGUGGUGAGGGCACAAUUCAGACACAACCUGCCAUCCAAGUCGUUCGGCGCCAUGGUUCGCAUCAUGCUUUACCCGUCCUCGAUAUAGAUACGACCAGCCGCAACGACUACCCUGCGAUGGAACCACACGACAUGCAUUCGGGAGCGCAAACGGCGACGGGGGGUCACUUUUGGGCGGCAGUGCAAGGCAGCAAGAGGACGCGAGUAGGACUAUGGGUGUCUGAGAGCGGGCCAUCUUUGCUGCCGCAAGGGCGAUGGCGUAGAAAGGAAACUUGUCAGGCUGUCAGAUAUACGGCUUUGUUUCUGAGUCAUGGAAAUGCAUAAGACACUAAAACCCAAAAGGACAUCAUGCUCACGAUGACAAUGUGCAAAGACAUUCCACAAAGCUUCGAGUUCAU